This is a messenger RNA of Hibiscus syriacus, 2563 nucleotides long. RefSeq names its product cation/H(+) antiporter 18-like. Gene Ontology annotation, cellular component: endomembrane system; membrane. Gene Ontology annotation, biological process: proton transmembrane transport; regulation of pH. Gene Ontology annotation, molecular function: antiporter activity. The record is from RefSeq and is a predicted model, not a curated record. Lineage: Eukaryota; Viridiplantae; Streptophyta; Magnoliopsida; Malvales; Malvaceae. The transcript is spliced from 4 exons. Bases 122 to 2518 code for a protein of 798 amino acids.
UUCUAUUUUUCUCAUCAUAAAUCUGAAGAGAAAAUGAAUCUGCACUGAGUGAGAGAUUCUUGCGGUUACAGUGCGUUCAAAGUUUCAGUUUGGUGACAUCGAUAUCUGAGACUGGUGCAAUAUGGCUACGAAUUCAACAACUUCAGGGCACUGCCCUUCUCCAAUGAAGGCAACAUCAAACGGCGUGUUCCAGGGUGAUAACCCUCUUGAUUUUGCACUCCCUCUCGCCAUCCUUCAGAUAUGCAUGGUGGUUCUACUCACUCGUAUCCUCGCUUUUCUUCUUAAACCUCUACGGCAGCCUCGUGUCAUCGCCGAGAUUGUUGGAGGAAUAUUGCUUGGUCCAUCAGUUCUUGGCAGAAACGAAAAGUAUCUUCAUACAAUCUUCCCUCCAAAGAGUCUAACGGUGCUGGACACCUUAGCCAAUCUCGGUCUCCUUUUCUUUCUAUUCCUCGUCGGCCUAGAGUUGGAUCCGAAAUCGAUUCGCCGCACCGGAAAGAAAGCUCUUUGUAUAGCACUUGCCGGGAUUAGUCUUCCUUUUAUACUAGGAAUAGGAACAUCGUUUGCCCUUCGUGCUACUAUCUCAAAGGGUGUAGAUGAAGCACCAUUCCUUGUCUUCAUGGGGGUUGCUCUUUCCAUCACUGCCUUCCCUGUGUUAGCCCGUAUUUUGGCUGAGCUAAAGCUUUUAACAACUGAUAUAGGCCGAAUGGCUAUGUCUGCUGCCGCCGUCAACGAUGUGGCUGCAUGGAUUCUGCUAGCACUUGCCAUUGCCUUAUCAGGAACCGACAGUUCUCCACUUGUAUCAUUGUGGGUUUUCUUAUGUGGCUCUGGUUUUGUCCUUGGAUGUACACUCGUUUUCCCUCCUAUAUUCCGAUGGAUGGUUAACCGUUGCCCCGAGGGCGAACCAGUGAAAGAAUUGUAUGUAUGUGCAACUUUGACGGCAGUUUUGGCAGCGGGUUUCAUUACAGAUCUUAUCGGAAUCCACGCCCUCUUCGGUGCAUUCAUGGUCGGGGUUCUCGUCCCUAAAGAAGGCCCAUUUGCUAGUGCCAUGGUGGAAAAAGUUGAAGACCUUGUUUCAGGCCUGUUUCUACCAUUAUACUUUGUGUCAAGUGGAUUGAAAACAAAUGUAGCCGCCAUUCAAGGUGCUCAGUCCUGGGGCCUCCUCGUUCUAGUUAUCGUCACCGCAUGUUUCGGGAAGAUCGCCGGCACCGUCUCCGUUUCCCUUCUAUGCAAGCUGCCUUUCGGGGAGGCUUUAGCCCUAGGGUUCCUUAUGAAUACAAAAGGCUUGGUGGAGCUCAUUGUUCUCAACAUCGGUAAAGAUAGAAAGGUUUUGAACGACCAAACAUUUGCAAUCAUGGUCUUGAUGGCCAUAUUUACAACUUUUAUAACUACUCCCCUUGUGAUGGCAGUGUAUAAGCCAGCUAAACGAAAGGGUAAAGAGCACAAGUACAAAACAAUUGAGAGAAAAGACAGUAAUUCUCAGCUUCGAAUAUUGGCUUGCUUCCAUAGUUUGAGAGAUAUACCCACCAUGCUUAAUCUUAUUGAGGCUUCACGUGGAACUGAGAAAAAGGAAGGAGUUUGUGUGUAUGCUUUACACCUCAUGGAGCUCUCCGAGAGGUCAUCCGCCAUUGUUAUGGUCCAUAAGGCAAGAAAGAAUGGACUUCCCUUUUGGAACAAAGGGACAAACUCUGACUGUGAUCAAAUUGUGGUUGCUUUCAAGACUUUCCGGCAACUAAGCCGAGUGUCGGUCCGCCCGAUGACGGCCAUCUCGUCGUUGUUUAGCAUGCAUGAGGACAUCUGCAAUAGCGCUGAAAGAAAAAGGGCGGCCAUGAUAAUCCUCCCCUUCCAUAAACACCAUAGGGUGGACAGAACGUUCGAGACGACUCAAACCGAAUAUCAGUUGGUCAAUAAGCGAGUUCUUGAACAAGCGCCAUGCUCGGUGGGGAUCUUUGUCGAUCGUGGUCUAGGUGGAACCACACAUAUAUCGGCAAGCAACAUUGAUUCCGUCGUAACCGUCUUGUUCUUCGGCGGACAUGACGAUCACGAAGCACUUGCUUAUGGAGCUCGUAUGGCAGAGCACCCUGGCAUCAGUCUAACCGUCGUUCGCUUCUUACCCGGCCCCGAAGUUUCCGGCAACAUCGUCGCGGCCGAUACAAACACAAGCGACGAAGGAUUCCUGAUGGAAUUCAAGAACAAAAUCUCAAACGACAGCUCAGUAAGUUAUGAAGAAAGAGUGGUAAGAAACUCGACGGAAACCAUUGAAGCAAUCGGAGAAUUCAGCCGCUGCAACCUUUUCGUAGUGGGGCAAAUGCCGGAGUCUCAAACGACGGCCAUACUGAAUGCAAAGACAGAGUGCCCUGAGUUAGGACCAAUAGGCAGUUUAUUGAUUUCACCUGAAUUCUCAACAUCAGCAUCUGUUUUGGUGGUGCAACAGUAUAAAACCACCAAGCAAUCACCUCCUCCUUCAGUUUCUUCUACAAAAGUUGCAGAGAUACCAGAAGGGUAUGAGCAAAGUCCAUGAUCGUUUUGGUUUGCCUUUGUAAAUAUUGUUGGAACUACGCAUCAU